AUGGCUGCAACGUUGCGUCCUUACCUUAACGCGGUCCGGUCGACACUAACAGCAUCGAUGUGCUUGGAAAACUUCGAUUCGCAAGUGGUAGAAAGGCAUAACAAACCCGAAGUUGAGGUCCGUAGCAGCAAGGAGUUGCUGCUAACGCCAGUGGUGAUAAGCCGAAACGAGAGAGAGAAAGUGCUCAUUGAAGGAUCCAUUAAUUCUCUGAGAAUAAGUAUUGCAGUGAAGCAAGCCGACGAGAUCGAGAAGAUCCUCUGCAAGAAAUUCAUGCGUUUUAUGAUGAUGCGAGCUGAAAACUUCUUCAUUCUUCGCAGGAAGCCCGUGGAAGGAUACGACAUCAGCUUUCUCAUCACCAAUUUCCAUACCGAGCAGAUGUUCAAACACAAGCUAGUGGAUUUUGUCAUUCAAUUUAUGGAGGAGAUAGACAAGGAAAUCAGUGAGAUGAAGCUGGCUGUUAAUGCAAGGGCACGUAUUUGCGCAGAAGAGUUCCUCAAGAAUUUCUAG
Molecule: messenger RNA, 507 nt
Organism: Porites evermanni
Lineage: Eukaryota; Metazoa; Cnidaria; Anthozoa; Scleractinia; Poritidae
Source: the annotation of a GenBank genome assembly